This is a messenger RNA of Ostreococcus tauri, 981 nucleotides long. RefSeq names its product Cytochrome c oxidase, subunit VIa. The transcript is spliced from 2 exons. NCBI's taxonomy places the organism in Eukaryota, Viridiplantae, Chlorophyta, Mamiellophyceae, Mamiellales, Bathycoccaceae. The record is from RefSeq and is a predicted model, not a curated record. Bases 1 to 981 code for a protein of 326 amino acids.
AUGCCUCGUCCGUCUCCCGUCGACCCAUCGUCGUCCUCGGUCGACGAUGACCCACUCGGUGCCUUCGACGUCGGCGAGCUGCGCAUUCGAAAGCCCCCGCCCGCGUGGACGACCGCGGCGAUCGUGUCCAGCGUCUUGGCCUGGGGCGGUCUCGCCGUGCACAACCUCCGCGCGCUUCCAAGGUUCGAUGGCGUCCCCCCCGUGAGCUUCGACCGGGUCAGGGCGAGCGCGAAGUUUAUUCCGAGAUCGGCCCUGUUCGCGCUUCGCGUGGGAACGUUUUUAUUUGGGAUCUUCUUCGUCGGAUAUCACAUGAUUUACGAGGAGCGAAAGAAGCACACGGACGGGAUGGAGUACCUGAGCGAUUGGACGAUUUUGUUGCUCUUCGCGACGGAGGGCGCGUUGGGGCUUAGCAUGUAUAGGAAGGAGCGAGAAGAGGGAGAUUUGAAUGGUUUAGCGAACGCGCUGACGAUUGCGUACGCGACGACGUGGACGAUGAAUUUAGUAGCGAGCGCGGGGGCGUGGUUUUCGUUCUUUGCGUAUCCAAUGUGCGCCACGCUCGAGGGCGUGGACGACUACCCGAAGUGUUACCUGGAGUGGUACCGGCUGACCGAGCACGCGGCGAACAUCGUGGUGUUGUUUUUAGAGUUCUUGUGCGGGGCGAUGCCGAUACGGCGACGCGAUUUCGGGUGGCCCAUCCUGUUCAUGGAGGCGUACGUCUUAUUCAGUUGGUUUUCCUUUUGGCGUAGCGGCAAAGUCGUGUACGACAUGUUCGCCUUCUCCAAAGGUUUAGAGUCCUUAGCCUGGCACAACGGCGCCUUCCUGGGCACCACCGCCGCAUUCUUCAUCGCCCUCAGGCUCCAUCAGCGUAAGGGCUACCGCACCGCACCGGGCGUUCGCGCCGCCGGGCCCUUCAUCGUCGCCCGCGUCGACGGCGAAGGCGCGGGCGAAGCCGACCCCCUCGUCGAUCGCCCCAAAACGUGA